UGUCUUUGAAAUUUCCAAAUAGUUUAAAACAACUGCCAUUUCUAUUUUAUUAAACUGAAAAGAUUAGAAUUUGAAAUUUAUCAAAAAAUUACAAAAAGGAACGAAUAACAAGUAGAUGUUAACGGUUAUCGACAACGAACAUUUUACCAUUUUAUCGACCAAAUACUGUAAAAAAUAGAAGAAAAAUUCCGUGUAAAGAAUUAUAUUAAUGCAACUAAUCGAGAAAUAAUUUAAAAAAUGUCGUUAUAAGAAAAAAAAGAAACAAUAAGGUCAGAGAGGUCAACGAUAUCUAACAUUAAAAAACAAUUCGAAAUAUUUAAGAAAAUAAAUAGAAUUAUUCAAAAAUAAGGAUCGUCGUUAAAAGUUAGAAUGUCUGAGGGAUCGGAACAACGUCAUUCAUGUUCCAGGGGGGACGGAUGAGAAAUUUUUGGCGCGGUCGUCUGGUUCCAGUCCGUUCACUUUGGAGCGGAAGGCGAGAAGAGGCACACGUUGUAAACUCUUCUGUUCGUAGUUAGGACUUCGAAGUUACCGCGUGUUUGCAGUAUGUCGAAUAAAAUUGGUCCUAACGGGAAGAGUUCAAGAAUUUCAGAAGGGAAACCUCACCCAACUAUCUUACGAAGGAAAAGGAAAGCAGUUGUUAGUCCAGCGAAAGAAACAAAACUAAAAAGGAUAUCUGAAAAUGGAAAUAACAACAAUGAAUCAUGCUCAAUUAUUUAUGAAGACAUUAAUAAAGAAGAGAACAAUCCUGGAAAUAAAACUCCAGUGGAUUUAGUUUCAUUUAGUAAUUUCAGGAGCCUAACUUGUUUGUUUACACCUGAGUCUUCACAUUCUUUGCAGUCACCUUUGCCUUAUUUCAAUUGGGCAAAUUCUCAGGAUGUUUGGGAUGUACUAGUGAAAAAAGAUAUAACUUAUACUAGAAAUCAUAACAUGUUGAGUCAGCAUCCAGCACUAAAUUCAAGAAUGCGAGCAAUCUUACUUGAUUGGCUAAUUGAGGUGUGUGAUUCAUAUCGGUUACAUAGAGAAACAUUAUACUUAUCUCAGGAUUUUGUUGACCGCUACCUCAGUGUACAGGAAGAUAUACCUAAAGAACAACUCCAACUAGUUGGGGUUACUGCCCUAUUUAUUGCUUCUAAAAUUGAGGAAAUUUAUCCUCCAAAAAUAAGUGAUUUUGCAGACAUUACAGAUGGAUCUUGUAGAGAAGAUGAAAUUUUAGAUAAAGAAAUGGUUAUUCUUAAAGCAUUAAACUGGGACCUUAUGCCAAUUACAGUGAACAAUUGGCUAAAUAUAUAUUUGCAAUUGGCUACAAUUAAAGAAGGAAACAAUGAUAAAGAAAAUUUUCUGCUACCUGAUUUUUCAAGUCAUCAAUUUUUGAAGCUCUCACAAUUGAUUGAUCUCUGUAUGCUGGAUAUUGAUUGUUUACAGUUUUCCUAUAGAACAUUAGCAGCAUCUGCAGUAUAUUUAAUGAUGUCAGAGAGAAUUGCAACUGCUGUUUCAGGUCUUAGGAAGUCUGAUAUAGCUGCAUGCAUAGAUUGGAUGUUACCAUUUGCUCUUACUGUUCAGGAAUGUGGAGAAAGUUAUAUUAAUUUACCAAAUGUAGAUCUGCAAGAACAUAAAUAUAAUAUUCAACAUCACAAUGUUAAUUUGGAAUUACUGGAUAAAGCAAAACUUCGACAAAGUGAAAUUCUAACACAGAAGAAGCCUGCAGAAAUAAGUGCAAAUGAACUCACCCCACCAAGUAGUGAUAAAAAAAAGGGACGAUCAAAUGCAUACUAGUAAAAUCAUUAUCCACUUGAAUUUUACUAGUUUUUAAAUGUGAUCUAAUGAUUUUCUAGUACAAUAAUAGUUGCUGAACAAAACUGUAUUAUUUGCAGUUGAAGAUAAAUAUGCAACUGAACAAACAAUGACUUCUAGUCAUUACACUGCCAUUAAGUACACAACGAAUAAAAUGAAUUUACCCACCCAUUUUAAAUCAUUAAUAAAUAAGCCAAGGUUGUGGGAAUUAAAAAAUAAUCUAAUUUGGGAAAUUUUUUACAAUUUUUUAAUCAUAAAAUUUUGUCCUUAUGGUUGUUUAUAUAUAAAAUUGUUGUAACUUGUAUACAGUUGAGCAUUGUACAUUUUAAAUUUUUUAUGAAAUUUGUACAGUUUUAAAACUGAUGCAUAAAAUAUCUAUAAAAUAAUAUCUUGUAUCAUCAUUUUACCAUUUCAUGUAUUAUAUAAAUCACUGCCAUGUGCAUUUAACAUGUCAAUGCUCAUAUAAGAAGUCAGUAUUGGGUGCAAUUUAUUUAACUUUUUGUUCAAUUUGGCUUAUUAAUAUUAAGGUCAUCUUGCACAUUUUUGAUUUGAUCGUCAUUAGAUGAUUAGGAGCAGCUUGAGAGGAUUGACAGUUAAUGCAGGACAAUGAAACUUAUGUAACUCCAUUUGUGGAGAAUUUGUUGAUAUUUGAAUCUAUAAAAGUCUUCAAAGCACAAUAAGCAAAUUGAAAUUUUUGAAAAACGUUGUUCUAACAUGUAUUUAUUUAUUUUUUGAAAUCAUUUAAUAUGUUGCAAAUUUAUCACUUAAUUAAAAUCAAAUUAUAUAGAAUGCACACAGACACAGAU
Centruroides sculpturatus (bark scorpion) is the source of this 2597-nucleotide messenger RNA. RefSeq names its product G1/S-specific cyclin-E-like. Gene Ontology annotation, cellular component: cyclin E1-CDK2 complex; cytoplasm; centrosome. Gene Ontology annotation, molecular function: cyclin-dependent protein serine/threonine kinase regulator activity. The record is from RefSeq and is a predicted model, not a curated record. The coding region runs from base 544 to 1773 and encodes 409 amino acids. NCBI's taxonomy places the organism in Eukaryota, Metazoa, Arthropoda, Arachnida, Scorpiones, Buthidae. Gene Ontology annotation, biological process: G1/S transition of mitotic cell cycle; regulation of cyclin-dependent protein serine/threonine kinase activity. The transcript is spliced from 10 exons.